This is a messenger RNA of Botrytis deweyae, 1086 nucleotides long. RefSeq lists its product as uncharacterized. The record is from RefSeq and is a predicted model, not a curated record. Gene Ontology annotation, biological process: negative regulation of transcription by RNA polymerase II; transcription by RNA polymerase II; positive regulation of transcription by RNA polymerase II. Bases 1 to 1086 code for a protein of 361 amino acids. Lineage: Eukaryota; Fungi; Ascomycota; Leotiomycetes; Helotiales; Sclerotiniaceae. Gene Ontology annotation, molecular function: protein heterodimerization activity; transcription coactivator activity; RNA polymerase II general transcription initiation factor activity. Gene Ontology annotation, cellular component: nucleus; negative cofactor 2 complex. The transcript has a single exon.
AUGCCACCAAUUCCCGCAUUACCACCGACACAUUCUUUCGGAAGUCAAGGAACAACUUUAACCACUACUGCGCCUGCUGCCACUACCAUUCCUACCACUACUACAAAUACUCCAACCACGGCUCCACAAUUUUACUACCCCUCUCACUCUCAUUCGGAUUUGGUCAAUAAUAAUAACAAUUCACCCAUCAUUACAUCUUCUUCUACUUCUCACUCACAACCGCAAUCACAAUCACAACUACAUACACAACCACAUUCACAACCACAAUCACAACUACAUUCACAACCACAUUCACAACCACAUUCACAAUACCUCGAUCAGUUUCAAAAUACCGAAGCGUCAUCAUCUUCUCAAUCCCCUUACGAUCAUCGCAUCCCAUCACCAUUCACGCUGGGUAAUGAUCCAGUAGAGAUAUAUCAGUACAACAAUAACCCUCAAAAACCUCUCUAUCACGAAUCAUAUACAAAUCAACUUGAUACAACCACGCGACAACCUCGUCAAUCACGCGUCAAAUCUCAACCCAUUACCACCGCUUCAUCCAAUCAAUCUCACACUCCUCAAUACCAACCCAAUAUGUCUUUCGCCAUAGCACCUCAACCCACCGCGGCUCCUCUUACGAAUAAAAAUCCAAACCCAGAUGGAAUAGAAAUCCGCACAAAGUUUCCCGUCGCCCGCAUAAAACGGAUAAUGCAAGCCGAUGAAGAAGUAGGAAAAGUCGCGCAAGUUACUCCGGUCGCAGUAUCGAAAGCCUUGGAACUUUUCAUGAUAUCGUUGGUACAAGGCGCGGCUAAAGUGGCACGGGAGAAGGGAGGAAAAAGAGUUACGGCAGGUUGUUUGAAGAGAGUGGUGGAGGAAAAUGUUCAAUUUGAUUUUUUGAGUGAGAUUGUGGGGAGGGUUCAAGAGGUUGUGCCGGCGGCGAAGGAGGAGAAGGAUGGGGAGGGAAAAAAGAGGAAGGCGUCGGCGGCGAAAAAGGAAGAGGGGAGUGAGAGUGAAGUGGAGCCGGAAGUCGAUGCGGGCGAACCGAAGAAAAAAGGAAGAGGAAAGGGAAAGGGAGGAAGGAAGAAGAAGGUUGAGGUUGAAUCUUGA